Lactuca saligna is the source of this 1273-nucleotide messenger RNA. Lineage: Eukaryota; Viridiplantae; Streptophyta; Magnoliopsida; Asterales; Asteraceae. The record is from the annotation of a GenBank genome assembly.
UCACAACCGGAAACUUCUAUUAAUAGCUUUAAUAGUUAUACACUUGUUAAAUCGGGAAGUGUUCCCAAAGUUCAAACAUCACCUGAACCCAUGAAGAAAUUUCUUAAACACUCAUUACAAAUUAAAAAGUUAGAAGUCUUCUAUAAGAAUUAAACAUGGUCUUUGGUCAAUAUCAAGCUCCCAUUUCUCCAUCUUCACACCUUCGAUCCUCCCUCUUGACCCCAUUCAUGUCUCUAUCUAUCUCCCUAUAUAUACAUACAUUCUCAAAUAUCGAUAACUUAUACACACAUCUGAAAAGAUUUCAUAUAACCACAAAGAAAUGGAUAACAAAAGCUUAAAGUUUUCUUCAAUCUUGAUUACUCUUAUCAUGAUCUUUUGUGCAACUUUUGCUACUGCUCAAGAAGUUGAUGAUGAAAGUGAGUUCACUUACGAUGUGAACAGUCCAAACGGGCCGGAUCAUUGGGGAGAGAUCCAUCCCGAGUGGAGCAUGUGUAACCAAGGAGACUUGCAAUCACCCAUUGAUCUUACACAUAAAAGGGUUCAAACAACUUCGAGUCUUGGAAGAAUUGAUAGAGAUUAUAAACCUGCAAAAUCGACUCUUAUUAAUAGAGGCCAUGAUAUGAUGUUGAGAUUUGUUGGAGGAGCAGGACAUAUUCAUAUAAACGGAACUGAGUAUCAACUUAACCAACUUCAUUGGCACACUCCUACAGAACACACCAUCAAUGGCCGAAGAUUCAAUCUAGAGCUACACUUGGUUCAUCAAAGUGCAGACGAAAAAAUUGCAGUGAUUGGAAUCAUGUAUAAGAUCGGGCGUCAUGAUUCUCUUCUAUCAAUGAUGGAACCAUAUUUUAAAGCAUUGAGUUCUACGAAAGAUGUUGAAAAAAGUGUGGGAAUAGUUGACCCAAGAGAAAUAAAGAUUGGAAGCAGAAAAUAUUAUCGAUAUAUUGGCUCACUUACUACACCUCCAUGCUACCAAAAUGUUAUUUGGACCAUUGUUAAGAAGGUGAGAACAGUUUCACGAGCACAAUUACAUGCAAUUCGAGAAGCUGUCCAUGACGAGGCAGAGGCUAAUGCAAGACCCGUCCAAUCAUUGAAUAAUCGUUGGUUGAAGCUUUAUAGACCAGAUGACUUUAAAAAUUAAUUAUUUAUAGGCGAAUUCAUGAUUAAAUAUAUAGCUACAGUGACGACAUAUAUGAUUCUAUUCAUUCGUUGUGAUACCGUAUAUGUAUAAUAAUAAAGUGUUGUUUAAUUAUAUUCCGAAAUUUUGUCGAGA